GCAUGAGGCGGCUGAAGAUCUGUAUGGUUUCCGACUUCUUUCACCCAGGCCUCGGGGGGGUAGAGAUGCACAUCUACCAGCUCUCCGAGUGCUUAAUUCAGCGAGGUCACAAGGUGAUUGUGCUCACCCACAUGCGGGGCAAUCGACAAGGUGUUCGCUAUAUGCGUAAUGGCCUGAAGGUGUACUACCUGCCCUUUCUUCCAUUUCAUGACAAUUGUACAUUUCCAACAUUUCUCUCGUUCUUUCCUCUCAUCAGGAAAGUGCUUAUCAGAGAGGACGUUGACAUCGUCCAUGGACAUCAAGCAACUUCGAACCUAGCGCAUGAGUGCAUCCUCCACGCACGCACCAUGGGCUAUCACACGGUCUACACAGACCAUUCUCUCUUUGGCUUUGCUGAUGCAGCUUGCAUUCACGUCAACAAGCUUUUGAAGUUCUUUUUGACCAACGUUGAGCACUGCAUCUGCGUAUCUCACACGAAUCGAGAAAACCUCGUCCUUCGUGCGGCUCUAAAUCCUAGUGACGUUUCGGUGAUUCCCAAUGCGGUGGAUACCAGGCGUUUCCAGCCAGAUGCAUCGCAGCGCUCGGCGGAGCCCUGGAUCACAGUGGUGGUGGUCAGUCGCUUGACCUACCGAAAGGGUGUGGACUUGUUGGUGGGCGCGGUGCCCGUGAUUUGCCGCAGGCAUCCGCAUGUGCGCUGGCUAAUCGGUGGCAGUGGGCCAAAGCAGCUCCUGCUGGACGAAAUGAUUGAACGGGAGAAUCUACAUGAUCGGGUGGAGCUGCUGGGGGCUGUCCCUCAUGAAGAUGUGCGCAAGGUGCUGGUCAGAGGCCACAUCUUCCUGAACACCUCCUUGACGGAAGCUUUCUGUAUUGCCAUUGUGGAAGCUGCUGCCUGCGGCCUCAUGGUGGUGUCCACCAACGUCGGGGGUGUACCAGAGGUGUUACCGCCUCACAUGACCCGGCUGGCAGCUCCUCGGGUGGAUGCAGUGGUUGAGGCUUUAGAGGACGCAUUGCUGUGCUUGCCUCCGGCGGAGGCUGCAGAAAGGUUCCAUGCGGAGGUCAAGGAGAUGUACUCCUGGCAGGAUGUCGCUCACCGCACGGAAGCUGUUUACAGGGAGGAGGUGCUGCGACAGCCUCGCCUGUCCUUGCGGCAGCGGCUACUGGGUUUCCUUCAUGUGGGACCUGUGUCUGGAAAGCUCUUCAUGCUUCUGGUGGCCUUGGAUACUUUGCUCUAUUGGUUGCUGGAAUGGCUCCAACCAGCUUCGGAGGUCCAGAUGGCCUGGGAUGCGCCACCCUGGAGAUCCAAAGACCAAGGUGGCUUGGCAGGUUCCAGUGCAGAGACAGCUGGCUUCCGGGAGAAAAAGAUGCCUCCGCCAGGGAUUCGGAUCAUUGGAUUUGCGUUGGCAUAG
Messenger RNA from Cladocopium goreaui, 1406 nucleotides. NCBI's taxonomy places the organism in Eukaryota, Dinophyceae, Suessiales, Symbiodiniaceae. The record is from the annotation of a GenBank genome assembly.